Penaeus vannamei (Pacific white shrimp) is the source of this 747-nucleotide messenger RNA. The record is from RefSeq and is a predicted model, not a curated record. NCBI's taxonomy places the organism in Eukaryota, Metazoa, Arthropoda, Malacostraca, Decapoda, Penaeidae.
AUGGGCGAGCGAGGACCGGGCGCAGGAAAAGGACCCUUCGCGCAGGUGUCGCCACAGGUGAAAAUGGCGUGCGAAGGAGAGCUCCCGGUGGCAGCUGAUCGUGUUGGCCAGGGAACACAGGGCUGGCCAGACCUUGGGAUCCCCUGGACGACCCAGACAGCUUGCCAACAAUUAACAUUUUCCAACAGCUCUGAUCCUGGCUUUGUGGCAUUCCCUGGGAGCAGAGGGGGACAUCGGACCCCCCCCUCCCCGGUCCUCGACUUCACGGAAUCGGGCGCAGCUCCGCCAGCGCCCGGCGACCGAGCCGACCGCCCCUCCGCCGAUGCUGAUCCAUCGAACAAGCGGCCAAAUAAAGGAGGGAGUCACUCACAAGGGAGGAAAUGCGCCGUGUUGGGUCGGGGUGAUGUCCUACACAAAAAGGGCCGUUUCGGGCGCCCCGACGCCGGUCCCUUGCACGAAACCGGGGAAGUUCACAGGCCUUCUCGCCCGACGGCCUCGUCCCCGACGCCCUCCGGCGCGCAGGGUCCACCGGGGGCGCUCGAGAGCCCCGCGCGGCACGCCCCUCCGACCGGGGCUCCGAGGGAGGCCUUUGUCGCUCGCAAAGCCGCGGCGUCGAGGCUCAUUGAGCGAGCGGCGGGGCGGGAGGCCCUCGGGGCGCGCCGCUCCCGACCCCGGCGCAGCGCCGUGUCCAUCCCUCCGCCGAGGAUCCAUCCUGCAAAGGGCGUAAUGGGCUCGCCGCCGCGCUGA